AUGGCCACCACCACUCCCCGCAGCACCGAUGUUACCAACGAGCAGCAGCGAAACCCUCGCAUGGGAAGCAAAACACGCGGCAGCUGUCAGGCGUGUGCCAAUGUCAAGGUGCGAUGCAGCAAGGAAAGGCCAACGUGUUCGCGGUGUGAGGACCGCGGGCUGGUGUGCGAGUAUCUGCCGUCCAAGAGGCCCGGGCGGGUUCCCGGGAGCACAAAGGCGGCGAACCCAGAUGGUUCCACCGCACCGAGUCGUCGUCGCCGCCRAACGUUGCAGGGGGAGGGCGGCAGCAAUAGCAGAGUGCCGACGGUGCGGAACCCCUCUGGACAGCAAUCGCAUCUCGCCCGAGCAGAACGCUCCGCCGCCGAGCCCAUCUCACCGCCAUCCACCUCGUCUCACGACCCUGACUUGACCACGGGUCUGGCUGACGACUCUCCAUUCCUGGGCUCCUCGGGCAGUGCAAUGGACUACUGCUUUGGCUCGGCCGACAACAGCGGAGCCCAUCCAAUGACCCUGGACAUGGACAUGAUGAACACGGGCAUGGAUUUGGAUAUCAACCCGGACUCGGGAGCCGACAUUGACUGGGAAGCGCUCAUCGCUCAGACCGACUUUUCGCAAAUUGACAUGUUGUCGUCAAACAACUUCUUUUUGCCCGCCAUCGCUUCGACGGACCGUCCCGCUAGCGGCAGCGCUAUGGAUGCAGGGGAGAUCUCCCCUCACUCGACUGCCUGCCCUCCGCUGAACAACCGACAUCAAUCUUUUGCGGGUCCCAAUUUCACCUUCAGCCCGCAGAUGCUGGCGUCGCCAUCGUUAUUGUCGUCCUCAUCAUCCUCGUCGUCCUCCGCGUUGGGAUUGCUGUCCAGYGCUACGAGCGUUAAUGGCGCCGCCUCGCAGGAGUGCAUUACUCCUUGCCAGUGUAUGCUCCAGGCGCUCGACUUGGUCAAGACUCUCGCUUCAACCCCUACAUCGGGCUCCGAUGGGACUCCCCCGACGAACAAUGCUUUUGCGCAGCGCAUCAUCAGCCUCAAUCGACAAGCCAUUCAAGUUGCCAUGACGGUGCUGGAAUGCUCUUUGUGCAGCGACGAUCGCUUCGUUCUCAUGGCCUUGAUGAUGGCCACUACGAAGAUUCUGGGUCGCUACGCGCUAGCCGCCGCAUUAUGCGGCGCCAGUUCCAAUGCCGGCACCAGUUCCCAGGCCACGAGCUCGGUACCAACGCCUAGCUCAUCAUAUAUGGCGCAGGAAUCYCGCCCGAGUCCAGAAUGCUUCAGCCGUCUGAUUGAGAUUGCACGCGCUCUGAGUGAAGACUCCCUUUCGUUCCAAUCCAUCACGAGCAGCACAUGUGGCGAUUGGUGUCCUAGGCGCGAAGACGUGCAACGCGUUCUCCAAGAACUGCAUGGAGUGCAAAGACUUUUGACGCAGCUGUCAAGACGACUAUGGAGUAUGCCUUCGACCAACGUCAGCUCAAAAGUCGGCGAUGGCUUUUUCGACUCCCAACCUGCGCAGGUCUCUCAAGGCAACCACUUUGACAGCUAUAGUAAUAAGCAGUCUCUGCGAGGUGCUUCCCCCUCCGGCUCUACCGCGGUUGCUACAAGUAGUGGUAGUCCACUUGCGACCCCGCUUCCUCCUGAUAUGCUCAGCCAGAUGGAAGAAAACUUGCGGAGGAAUCUAUACCUAUUCUCAGCAGCGAUGAGAAAUGUGCUGAAGAAUAGCUGA
This is a messenger RNA of Ramularia collo-cygni, 1710 nucleotides long. RefSeq lists its product as uncharacterized. Gene Ontology annotation, molecular function: zinc ion binding; DNA binding; DNA-binding transcription factor activity, RNA polymerase II-specific. Gene Ontology annotation, cellular component: nucleus. The record is from RefSeq and is a predicted model, not a curated record. Bases 1 to 1710 code for a protein of 569 amino acids. The transcript has a single exon. Lineage: Eukaryota; Fungi; Ascomycota; Dothideomycetes; Mycosphaerellales; Mycosphaerellaceae. Gene Ontology annotation, biological process: aflatoxin biosynthetic process; regulation of transcription by RNA polymerase II.